Molecule: messenger RNA, 5980 nt
Organism: Epinephelus fuscoguttatus (brown-marbled grouper)
Lineage: Eukaryota; Metazoa; Chordata; Actinopteri; Perciformes; Serranidae
Gene: grik4
Product: glutamate receptor, ionotropic, kainate 4
Exons: 22
Coding region: 588-3668 (1026 amino acids)
Biological process (GO): synaptic transmission, glutamatergic; modulation of chemical synaptic transmission; monoatomic ion transport
Cellular component (GO): kainate selective glutamate receptor complex; plasma membrane; presynaptic membrane
Molecular function (GO): transmitter-gated monoatomic ion channel activity involved in regulation of postsynaptic membrane potential; kainate selective glutamate receptor activity
Source: RefSeq, a predicted model, not a curated record
UUCUAUUCUCCGGGCGCGCUAAUGCCCCACAUAACAGGAAAUGAUUUGGUCAUCUAAAGAUCAAAUAUAACUGGACUGCUGUUGGUGUUAUCGUUUUAUCUGCCCAGCGAGUCUCGGUGUGUGGAGGGAGGCGCGGAGCAACAUCCAGAGAACUACACAGAGAGGGGGGAAUUGAGUUACAUCGCAAUUACGCUUUUCUUGCAAAACGGCGUAUUUCUGCGGGCAGCGGACACACACACACACACACACACACACACACACACACACACACACACACACACAUCAAAACCUGAGCCAAACUAACUGAGAAUUUAUUUCAGGGCUGGACAACAGGGAGCACACAGAUAACCAGUGUGUAUACGCAGCAGCGUGGCUUUCAAAGCCCAAACUGUGUGUGUGUACAUAUACACACUUGUGCGAGAGCCGGGGGCACACACACUAUAUAUGUGUAUGUGAGACGAGGAGAAGCUAAGUGGCUACCACAACCAACCAGAUCAGAAGAUGGAUUAGAGCCCCACACCUCAGGAGAUCAAAGGUGGCUGUGACAGGGGCACCCCCGGGGCAGGACCCAUGAGGAGUCAUAGAAGAUGCUCACAGCCUGGGCGCUUCUGCUCUUCUUAGCCAUGUGGGUGAGAAGCACCUCUGGUGGCCCGCUCUCCUUCAGAAUAGCUGCCAUCCUUGAUGACCCUAUGGAGUGCAGCAGAGGAGAGCGUUUGGCCAUCACGCUGGCCAAAGACAGCAUCAACAGGAGCAGUAACCGUUCCACCACUGGCAAGCUGGAGGUGGACAUCUUUGAACUGCUACGAGACAGUGAAUAUGAGAUGGGGGAGACAAUGUGCCAGAUCAUGUCGAAAGGGGUGGUGGCAGUCCUCGGUCCCUCUGCCAGUCCAGCCUCCAACUCCAUCAUCAGCAAUAUCUGUGGAGAGAAGGAGGUACCCUAUGUCAAGGUUGCUCCAGAGGACAUUCUGAAGGUUCAGUUCCCCCGGUUUACCACUCUGGACCUGAGGCCAACUAACACCGACAUCAGCCUGGCUGUGGCCGGCCUUCUCACCUUCUUUAACAGCACCACCGCCUGCCUCAUCUGUGCACAGGCUGACUGCUUAUUGAACCUGGAGCAGCUCCUCAGGCAGUUCCUCAUCUCUAAGGAGACUCUGUCAGUGCGCAUGCUUGAUGACAGCAACGACCCGACCCCGCUCCUGAAAGAGAUCCGAGAUGACAAGACUGCCACUAUUAUAGUCGAUGCCAAUGCCACCAUGUCACAUAUCAUUUUGGAACGGGCAUCAGAGCUGGGGAUGCUGUCAGUCUACUACACUUACAUCUUCACCUCUCUGGAAUUCUCUUUACUCCGACUGGACGACGUGGUCGACCAACGAGUCAACAUAGUCGGUUUUUCAGUCUUCAACAACACUCAUCCCUUCUUCCAGGAUUUUGUGCUAAGCCUCAACCGCUCCUGGCAAGAGAACUGUGACCAUGCACCCUUCGCUGGCACCCCACUCUCCUCGGCUCUGCUCUUUGAUGCAGUAUACGCGGUGGUGGCGGCGGUCCAGGAGUUGAACCGUAGCCAGAAUGUUGGCGCCACGCAGCUCUCCUGCAAGUCCUCCAAGAUCUGGGAGCAUGGCACCAGCCUCAUGAAUUACCUGAGGAUGGUAGAACUGGAAGGUCUAACAGGCCACAUUGAAUUCAACAGCAAAGGUCAGAGGUCUAACUACGCCCUGCGGAUCAUGCAGAACAGCAAGGAUGGCCUAAGGCAGAUUGGCCUAUGGCACUCUGAAGAUGGACUGUCCAUGGAGAGAAAGCUUCCAUCAAUCAAUGUGACGGACACCCUCUUCAACACGACUCUUACCAUCACAACAAUAUUAGAGAAUCCAUAUGUGAUGCUGCGGCAGAACCACCAAGACCUGGAGGGAAACGACCGCUACGAAGGCUUCUGCGUGGACAUGCUAAAGGAGCUGGCAGAUAUCCUCAAGUUCAAGUACCGCAUCAGGCUGGUGGGCGACGGACUGUACGGGGUUCCUGGGGCCAAUGGAACAUGGACCGGCAUGGUCGGAGAGCUCAUCUCAAGGAAAGCUGACCUGGCAGUCGCGGGCCUCACUAUCACAGCAGAGCGUGAAAAGGUCAUCGACUUCUCCAAGCCCUUCAUGACCCUCGGCAUCAGCAUCAUGUACCGUGUCCACCUGGGACGUAGGCCAGGCUACUUCUCCUUCCUGGAUCCCUUCUCCCCUGGUGUCUGGCUCUUCAUGCUUCUGGCCUACUUGGCUGUCAGCUGCGUCCUCUUUCUGGUGGCCAGAUUGACACCUUAUGAGUGGUACAACCCCCACCCCUGUCUAAAGGGUCGCUGUAACCUGCUGAUCAACCAGUAUUCACUUGGCAACAGUUUCUGGUUCCCUGUUGGAGGCUUUAUGCAGCAAGGAUCCACUAUUGCUCCCAGAGCUCUGUCCACACGUUGUGUCAGCGGAGUGUGGUUAGUAUCGGCUACAGAGGCAUACAAACAUCAGUGCAUUUGCAUGUUUUCGGCUUUCCACUCAGCUAAAACUUCACUUCCUUUCAUCCCAACCCGACCACUGUCACCUUUAUCCAUUCACACCCACCCAUUCAUGCAUCCACCCACUGAAAAUGCUGCAGUGUCUUCUCCUCUCAGGUGGGCCUUCACAUUAAUCAUCAUUUCAUCCUACACCGCCAACCUGGCUGCCUUCCUUACAGUCCAGAGGAUGGAGGUGCCGAUAGAGUCAGUAGACGACCUGGCAGAUCAGACGGCGAUAGAGUACGGCACCAUGCACGGAGGAUCCACAAUGACCUUCUUCCAGAACUCUCGCUACCAGACCUACCAGCGUAUGUGGAACUUCAUGCACUCAAAACAGCCCAGCGUGUUCGUGAAGAGCACGGAGGAGGGCAUCGCCCGUGUCCUCAACUCCAAUUACGCCUACUUGCUAGAGAGCACCAUGAACGAGUACUAUCGCCAGAGGAACUGCAACCUGACUCAGAUUGGAGGACUGCUGGACACCAAGGGCUAUGGCAUCGGCAUGCCACUGGGUUCAGUGUACCGUGAUGAGUUUGACCUGGCCAUCCUGAAAAUGCAGGAGGACAAUCGUUUGGAGAUCCUCAAGAGGAAGUGGUGGGAUGGUGGCAAGUGUCCAAAGGAGGAGGACCACCGUGCCAAAGGUCUGGGCAUGGAGAACAUCGGCGGCAUCUUCGUGGUGCUGGUGUGUGGCCUGCUGGUGGCUAUCUUCAUGGCAGUGCUGGAGUUUGUCUGGAUGUUAAGACAGGCGCCAGGAAAUGAGCAGUCAGUGUGUGAGGAGAUGCUGCGGGAGCUCCAUGGGAUCGUGCUAUGUCGCGACAGCCUGCAGGUGAGGCGCCGGCGGGCGGCUUUGAUGCUGCGGCCACGACCUUUGCCCCUGGAGGAGCGUCGGGCACGAGCUGCCGCCGUCAGCCUCAGCAACGGCAAGCUGUGCGGGGGCACCGGACUGCCUGAACCCCUCUCCCACAGACUGGCACAGGAGGCUGCCCUAGUUGCGAGGGGGUGCAGCCACAUCCGCAUUUGCCCCGAGUGCCGGCGCUUCCAGGGACUGAGGAUGCGUCCCGCGGGAGCCACUGGGACCCUCCCCUCUCCUACUCACAGUGAGGAGAGCAUAGAGUGGGAUAAGACCACAAAUAGCAGUGAACCUGAAUAACGCCCAGUGAUUCUAACAGGACUGAUUUCCCAGCAGCCACCUCUCUUUCCAGGGAUCAAAGAUCACAUGGUAUUUUGAUUCAGCCAUUUGGAGCUUGAUCUUAAAGGGCAGAACAGUGCUGUGAACCUUGUUUUGCCCAAGAGGCAACAGCCAGUAGUCAGUUUUGGAGUCUCCUUGGGUGAUUUUUUUUCCUUGGUGAUAGGAGAAACUGAUGAGUCUGUCUCAUUGUGGUCUGUCCCUGUUGGCCCUCUGUACUGUGUCAGACAGGACGGACAAAAACAGCUACGGGGCAUUUGUACUAUGCAGUAUUUUCAGUCAUUUAUCAUUGUGCUGUUUCCUUUUUUUUCCCCUUUUUAAAUUAUUUCUGUCCUCUGUUGGAUUAUCAGUACUGAAUAUUGUUAUUCUAUUGUUCUUAAAAAAAAAAACUUCAAACAAGUUCCUUUUUUUAUCUGACAAUUUACUGUAUGAACGUAUAUUGCCUCUGAAGAGCUGCAAAGAUGAACAGACUAAUGCAAGGUCACCCUUCAAAUCCUUUUAUUUUGAAAGUGCCAAAAACCAUGAGUAUUAUCUUGUGGCUGAAGAAAGCACCACAGCCUUGAGAAGACAACAAACUCAACUGAACCUAGAAAACAAACAAACAAACAAACAAACAGAGACGUACAGACACAUGGACUUCUUUUAUAGUAGUGAUAUUCUAUUAAAAAAAUGUUUUAACUGUUGGUAUCUCUGAAAGACAGCGAUGCAUGUCCAGAGGUGUUGGCAGAUGCUCAUCGAGUGAUUAAGUGCUAGAGUGGUGUUGAGUGGCUGGAAGAAUGAUUUCCUGUUUUGAAUACCUGCUUAAAACCAUGAUGGCUACACACACACAAAGACACCCAUUCAUUUCCUCCCUCCUAUGUGUCUUGACAUUACUUUCUUCUCCAUCUGUCCCACAUCUUUGACACAUUUGUUGUCUCAUCACCUCCUUUUCACGAUAUCUCUCUUAAAAACAUACAUACAGUCUCCUGUGCCGUAUACACUCUUUGUAAGAGAUGAGAGGUAUGUUCAAGAGUGACUGAGCUUUCACAAGGACGUGCCAGAGCGUGAAUGAAACCCAGCUCCAACCCAACAGAUGUCCCUGGUAAAGCAAAAGUGCAUUUUUUUUUUUAUCCGCAGUUGAUUUGAAUUCUUUUCAAAUGUCAAGGCAGUUCAAACUUUUUGACUGAAUGUGAUGUUUUACACACUGCUUAGAGGAGUUUUUUAUUUCACAUUAGCCGAGAUGCUCUCUGACAUUUUCUACUUUUAUUUCUGCAAAAACCCAAACUUAGUCUUAAAAUAUAUCUUCACCAGGGGCUGUAUUCACAAAGCCUCCUAGUGCUAAGAGUUCCUCUAAGUGACGAAAUUCUAAGAAAAUUCUUAGAGUCGUGAUGUUUUCUUAGAAUUUCCCCUUAGAAUUCAGAUUAGGUCCAUGUAAAGAUUAAAGUUAUUCACAGAGCAUCUUCGACCUUAAAAGAGUCCCUAAGGUGAAAAACUGUGAGGAGCAGGGAGGAGGACUUUUAAGAGAUUUUAAGAAUUUCUUACGCAGAGGAGAAAAUGGUGGAAAGACAAAGAGAUCGGAGAAAUAUUCUCCGAAGACUGGAUAACAACGAGUUAAUGAAAUGCUACAGAUUAGUGCAGGGGUAAUGUUUGUGGUCGAUCUCAUUAGAGAUACGCACACACUUCCCACUUAACACUAUAAUGCCAGAAAUAAAUAUUUAGUUCAAUAUUAAGAUAUUUUAAAAAGUGGGAAAAUGCACCGUUGCAGUAGUGAUGACUUGGGUCUGUCUAAAUCUUCCAUCAGCAGAGAGAUCACACCAGCAAUGACAACACUUUUACAGUCUCAUAUUGUGGUGCAGUUCAUUUCAUUUCCACUGGGUGUCCACAUCUUGUAGGCUCCCAAAAGGGCGUGUCUUGUGACAACCAAUCACACCUGUUAAAAGAAUGCAUCACCUCACAAAUGUUUUUGUCCCUUCUUUGCUCAGAGUUGUUCUGAGAACUAUCCUAAAUCACUCCAAAGCUGGGAAUCCUUACUAAAAAUGUCUAGGUUAAGUGAGGAGCUCUCUGAGAUUGUUUUUCUUAAAAUGUUUGUGAAUACAGCCCAAGGUCUUAAGGGACAGUUCACCACAAAAUCAAAAAUCCAUAUUUUCCCUCUUACCCUGUAGUGCUAUGUAUCAGCUGAGACUGUUUUGGUGUGAGUUACUGAGUGCUGGAGAUGUCAGCCUUCUCUUUAAUAUAAUGGAACAAGAUGGCACUUGGCUUGUAGGGCUCAAAGCGCCAAUGUCUCUUUCCAGAAAUCA